UUGAACAGGUAGACACAGUCUGAACUCGCACCCGAUCAAGGAAAGACCAAUAUAAAUUUUCCGUCGAAGGAAUUUUUUCUCAAUCGGGUGCAUUUUUUUUUCUAAAUUUGAAUAAUUUACAAUACAAUAAUUUUCAUUGUAUAAAAAUCAUCAUGGAAUAUAUCGUGUUUCUAGUUUUAGGAUUUAUUGCAAUAAACCAGGGUGCUGAAUUACCUUCUAGCUUCAAGAUCUGUAAGCAAAGUGACCCGAAUCUAUCAGCAUGCGUUGAUGAAGCGGCAGUGCAGGCCAUUGAAUCUAUGGCUAAUGGCAUUCCUGGUCUAAAUGUGGCUCCUGUGGAGCCUCUGUUGAUUGAGCACAUGUCUAUUGGUCAGUCUGGUAAUGUGGUUUCUCUGGAACAGAAUUAUCAGAAUAUUAAGGUCUAUGGAUUGUCUAAAGGAAUCAAAGUUUCCAAUUAUGAAAUCGACUUUGAUAAACUAAUCUUCAAAUCGGAUUCAAUCAAUCCUCAAAUAGAUUUCGUGGCUGAUUGUAAAAUUGAUGGAAAAUUAUUGGUAUUACAUCUUCAUGGAAGUGGUCCCUGUAAUAUAACAAUGAAAAAUUUACAAUCUAAAAAUGUUUAUUAUGGCGAAAAGUAUGAAAAAGAUGGAGAAACUUACAUGAAAAUCAAGAAGUUUGUUGUCAAAUUUAUCCCAGAGAAAGUCAUACUUGACUUUGAAAGACUAUUCGAGCAGAAUAGCUUCUUUAGUACUCAAAUUAAUUCAAUUUUAAAUACUAAUUCUGAUCUGUUAUUCAAAGAACUUAAAGGCUCUUAUGAAGACACAUUUUCCAAAGUAUUUGCAAAAAUAGCCAAUGACGUAUUUUCUCAAGUACCAUUCCGUAAAAUAUUUCCAGACUAGAUCUCAUCCAUUUAUUAGUUAACUUUUUACAUGUAAAUAAACUCAUCACCAUAAUUAUAAUGAUACUGAUAAUAAUUAAUGAUAUUGUAUAA
Molecule: messenger RNA, 985 nt
Organism: Chelonus insularis
Lineage: Eukaryota; Metazoa; Arthropoda; Insecta; Hymenoptera; Braconidae
Gene: JHBP-1
Product: protein takeout-like
Exons: 5
Coding region: 153-893 (246 amino acids)
Source: RefSeq, a predicted model, not a curated record